CUCAUUUAAUGACGUCGUAUCAGCGCGACUGAAACGUAAAACCUACAACAGCGGCCUGUGUUUUCACUCGAGCGCUGUAAUUUUUUGUCUUUGGUGGAGGAUUUGUCUCUACAGUCCGUCACCAUCAUGAAACUUGUCAGGUUUUUGAUGAAACUCAGCCAUGAGACGGUUACCAUUGAACUAAAGAAUGGCACCCAGGUCCAUGGCACCAUUACAGGUGUUGAUGUGAGCAUGAACACCCACCUGAAAGCGGUGAAAAUGACCCUGAAAAACAGGGAGCCCACUCAGCUGGAAUCACUAAGUAUCCGUGGCAACAAUAUUCGCUACUUUAUCCUUCCUGACAGCCUCCCACUGGACACCUUGCUGGUUGACAUCGAGCCAAAGGUCAAGUCCAAGAAGAGAGAAGCAGUGGCUGGACGGGGACGAGGCAGGGGACGAGGCCGUGGCAGAGGAAGGGGACGAGGUCGGGGUGGCCCGAGGAGAUGAUCACCAGGUCGUACAUUUGCAGGCCACCACCCCACUGUUUGUACAGGAUUUUUUUCUUUGCUCAGAGGAAACAUUUUGUGAAUUUCCAUGUGUUUUCAGUUUUGUUUUUUCAUUAUUUUGUACAUUAAAAUGGAUAGAGGUAAAAAGGAA
This is a messenger RNA of Perca fluviatilis (European perch), 636 nucleotides long. It is a transcript of the gene snrpd1, whose product is annotated as small nuclear ribonucleoprotein D1 polypeptide. Lineage: Eukaryota; Metazoa; Chordata; Actinopteri; Perciformes; Percidae. Gene Ontology annotation, molecular function: RNA binding. The record is from RefSeq and is a predicted model, not a curated record. The transcript has 4 exons. Gene Ontology annotation, cellular component: catalytic step 2 spliceosome; precatalytic spliceosome; U2 snRNP. Bases 127 to 486 code for a protein of 119 amino acids. Gene Ontology annotation, biological process: spliceosomal snRNP assembly; RNA processing.